GGAAUGGACACCGAGUCGACCCACUCGGGCUACUCCUAUCACUCCAGCCGCUCGGGGAGAUCAAACCGACACGGCCGUGAGCGGCACAAGGCCAGCAGCAGUAAGGACAGCGUUCGCUCUGAGAGGUCCGUCGUCAUCAACCCCCCCGACACGCCCUCCCAGGACUCCCCCGUUCACAAUGGAGAGGCGCUGCCAGGAGAACCCACGCCAACAGGGGAGCAGGAGGACGAGGCCCAGGAUGAUAACUGGGGGGAAACCACCACCGCCGUGACAGGCACCUCCGAGCUGAGUAUUUCCCAGGAGGAAGUGGUCGGCCUUGGGAAGGGGAUGCACGAUCGGACCCAAGACUUGCGACGUUACCUCCCCCUGGUGGUGGGCGUGUGUGUUGGGCUGCUGGUGCUGGCCACUCCCCUGGCCUUCCUGCUCCUUCCGGCCGUGUUGUGGCCAGACCGGUUGCAGGCGUGUGGCGCUGCCUGCGAGGGCCUCUUCCUCUCCAUCGCCUUCAAGCUCCUCAUCCUCCUGUUGGCCAUGUGGGCUUUGUUCCUCAAGCCGGGCCGCGCAAGCCUGCCCAGAGUGUGUGUGUACCGCGCCUUCCUCACCACACUCAUACUCCUGCUCACAAUGUCUUAUUGGCUCUUCUAUGGGGUCCGGAUCCUCGACGCACAGGAUGAGGACUACCACGGCAUCGUCCAGUUCGCCGUGUCCCUUGUGGACUCCCAGCUGUUUGUCCACUACCUGGCCGUGGUGCUGCUGGAGCUGCGCCACCUCCAGCCCUGCUACAGCGUGUGCGUCAUUCGCUCCACCGACGGAGAGACACGCCACUACAACAUCGGGCAGCUCAGCAUUCAGAAGGCCGCUCUGUCCAUUCUGGAGUAUUACUACAGAGACUUCCCGCUCCAUAACCCAGCCCUGCUCUCCGCCUCCAAACACCGCGCUGCCAAACACCUGGCGGGGCUGAAGGUCUACAACGUGGACGCCCCGGGGAACACUGCAGGAGCGCAGCCCGGUAAUGGGAAUCAGUCACGCGCCAUGGUUACAGCUGCCGCCAAGCGCAAAGACACCGCCCCCAACGAGCUGUACUACGAAGAGGCCGACUACGAGAGGAGAGUCCGUAAACGUAGAGCCAGGCUGGUGGUAGCUGUGGAGGAGGCCUUCACACACGUCCGACGGAUGAAGAAAGAGGACGAGCGUACAACACCGUCCGACAUCAUGGAUGUGCGUGAAGCCGCUCUGGCUAUAUUUCCCUCCAUGGCCCGGGCCCUGCAGAAGUACCUCCGCACCACCAGGAGGCAGCACUGCCACAGCAUGGAGAGCAUCCAGAAGCACCUCGCGUUCUGCCUCGUCAAUAACAUGAGCCCGAAGGCCUUCCUGGAGGCCUACCUGGCCCCGAGUCCGACCCUGCAGUACGGACCCGAGCGCUGGAUGGCCGACCAGUGGACUUUGGUCAGCGAGGCUUCCGUCACCGGCGGCGUCAAGGAGGGGUCCGAGUUCCUCCUGAAGUGUCUGGACUUUAGUUUAGCUGUGAACAUCAAGGGCAUCCCGUACAUCCGACUGACCGAGGAGUUCAUCGACCCCAAGUCUCACAAGUUUAUACUGCUGCUCCAAUCAGAAACCUCCGUUUAACACAGUGGACCAAGCGCUGCUGAUCUGGACUUACGGGACUGUUACCAUUUACAGUUUGUUUACUGUUUACUUUGUUUACUGUUCCAGACUUUUUCAACAACAAAAAUAAUUUUGUACUGUUUUUUUUACUUACGUGUGUGGAAUUUCCUCACAUGGAGCAUCUUUUGUCCUUGUCUUUGUCACGGUCGACAGAGAAUAUCCAGUUCAGGUGUUCCUCACGCAAAUGUUCUUUUAUUUGCAUGUGCCAGUGUGAGCCUUCACGGGAGUUUUUUUUUUUAGGGGGAGGGGGUCAUGAUUUAGGAGGAGUGUGUUUGAUUUAGGAAGAAGUGUAGUAUCCACUUGACUUGUCUCUUCUUUCUCCUUAGCGUUACCAUAGUAGCCAGGAUAUUUAAUAUAACCCGCAACCGUUUUUACCAAAAGAUUGUCUCUUUCAGUCUCGGCAACAAUUAUUUAAACGUCCCAUAUUACAGAUGUAUGUACAGUAUUUAUAAGUGAAUAUACUUUAUCUCUCCAGACUUUUUUAUAUAUUAACAUUUUGCAUUGCUUGAAUUUCUUUUUUUUUGUAUUACCUCGUUAGAGUCCUUUUACCUUGUCUGUAUUUAGACUGUAAAUACACGCAGACAUUGUUUGUGAAUGUCAAAAUCACUGGAAUUUAUUGGACUGAAUGCCAACCACAGUACAGCUGAAUACGGAUGGUCUCGGGCAUCGAUUGUGAACUAACUGUGUGUGUACAGAUGAGUGUGUGCAGCAUGCACUGGACCACGUGUACAGGCUGGGAGAGACACUCCCUGUGGAUGACCUUUAAUAUCAAGAGUUAAAACCGCCACCUUUAUGCUGUUUAAUUCCAAAACAUAAUUCCCCUUUUUAAAUCUUAAUUCAUCAUGAGCUGCACAUAACAGCACCGUCCACAUAAUAUAAAUCCUGCAUUAUAGGACAAUGCAUAACCUAAUUUUUACAAUAUUUAGGACAUUGAGAGAUUGCAAAUGUUUAUAUCAAGUGUAAAUGAACUCCACCCAGUGUCAGUAUUUCUGCUUCCAGUGUUGUGUCUCAGAGGCACACUGCUACCACCUUUCUCCCGGAACAGUAACGCUGUGUGAAUAUUUGAUCCGUAUUUUUAAAAACCCCUUUGUAUUUAUGAGGCCUGGUACGUUGUUACAUUUAUAUCCACACAAGUGUUACUGUGGUCGCUGAUGGUGUAGUUUUGUUUAGGCUUUUAGGGUGUCAAUGGUUGCAAAUAGUUCUUGACUACACAUGUGCUUCAGUUAUAGUUAGAGUGUGCGUGCGCGCGUGUGUGUGUGUGGGAGGGAGAGAAUGAGGAAAAUGGAAAAGAAAGGGAACAUGAGGAAGAAGAGAGGUUGCUUUUUCGAAAAUGCUUUGUCCUUGUCUUCUUUUAUACAACAGAACGUGUAAACUCACAGGAACUGUGUCAAAGUCACAUUUGUAAAAAGAAUAAAUAUUUGUAUCAACCUUG
Molecule: messenger RNA, 3094 nt
Organism: Pseudoliparis swirei
Lineage: Eukaryota; Metazoa; Chordata; Actinopteri; Perciformes; Liparidae
Product: vang-like protein 1
Exons: 8
Coding region: 4-1623 (539 amino acids)
Biological process (GO): multicellular organism development
Cellular component (GO): plasma membrane
Source: RefSeq, a predicted model, not a curated record